Molecule: messenger RNA, 987 nt
Organism: Komagataella phaffii GS115
Lineage: Eukaryota; Fungi; Ascomycota; Pichiomycetes; Pichiales; Pichiaceae
Product: Essential 18S rRNA dimethylase (dimethyladenosine transferase)
Exons: 1
Coding region: 1-987 (328 amino acids)
Biological process (GO): rRNA methylation
Cellular component (GO): mitochondrial matrix
Molecular function (GO): rRNA (adenine-N6,N6-)-dimethyltransferase activity
Source: RefSeq, a predicted model, not a curated record
AUGGCCAAAGCUGAGAAGAAAUCAUUUUCAAACGGCAGCAACUCAAAAGGGCUUUCGUUGAAUGGCCCAAAACAGGUAGCCGCCACUAAUAGUGUGUUCAAAUUCAACACCCAGUUAGGACAGCAUAUUCUUAAGAAUCCUUUGGUUGCCCAAGGAAUCGUAGACAAAGCAAAUAUAAGACCUUCUGACACAGUGCUUGAAGUUGGUCCAGGUACCGGUAAUCUUACUAUGAGAAUUUUACAAAAGGCUAGAAAAGUUAUUGCAUCCGAAAUGGACCCACGAAUGGCAGCAGAGCUCACCAAGAGAGUUCAAGGAAAACCAGAACAGAAAAAACUAGACAUAAUACUUGGCGACUUCAUAAAGCAGGAUUUGCCCUACUUUGAUAUUUGUAUCUCUAACACUCCUUAUCAGAUUAGUUCUCCUUUGGUAUUCAAGUUGUUGAAUCAGCCAAAACCUCCAAGAGUGGCCAUCCUGAUGUUUCAAAGAGAAUUUGCAUUGAGACUGUUAGCAAGACCUGGUGAUUCAUUAUACUGCAGGCUUAGUGUUAAUGUACAGAUGUGGGCUAACGUGACUCACAUAAUGAAAGUUGGUAGAAACAAUUUUAGACCCCCUCCACAGGUCGAGUCUUCUGUUGUACGUAUUGAGGUUAAGAACCCAAGACCUAACAUCGAUUUCAAUGAAUGGGAUGGACUUUUGAGAAUCUGUUUCGUUAGGAAGAAUAGAACAAUCUCUGCUGGCUUUAAGAAUAAGUCUGUGAUUGAAAUUUUAGAAAAAAAUUACAAAACUUACCUUGCUACGAUAGCUGCUGAGAACAACCAGAUGUUUGUGGAGGAGCCAGAUAACAACAUGACUGACCUGAUCAAGGAAAAAGUCAAUCUAGUUCUCGACCAGACAGGAUUUUCGGAUCAAAGAGCUGGAAAAUUGGAUCAAGUGGAUUUCUUGAAGUUGUUGUACGCUUUCCACAAGGUGGGAAUACAUUUUGCAUAG